CGCGGCGCGCAGAUCUGGCGACUGGGUGCACAGCGGGGACGGUGGGAGCCGUGGCGGCGUGUCGUGAGGCUGGGUGUUUGCUGGCGGCCGGAGGCGACGAGGCGGGAUCGGCAUGGAAGUGAAGGAUGCCAAUUCUGCACUGCUCAGUAACUACGAGGUGUUCCAGUUACUGACUGAUCUGAAAGAGCAACGGAAAGAAAGUGGAAAGAACAAACACAGUUCUGGGCAACAGAACUUGAAUACUAUCACAUAUGAAACAUUAAAAUAUAUAUCAAAAACACCAUGCAGGCACCAGAGUCCUGAGAUUGUUAGAGAAUUUCUCACAGCAAUGAAAAGCCACAAGUUGACCAAAGCCGAAAAGCUUCAGCUGCUGAAUCACAGGCCUAUGACUGCUGUUGAGAUCCAGCUGAUGGUAGAAGAGAGUGAAGAACGGCUCACAGAGGAGCAGAUCGAAGCCCUCCUUCACACCGUCACAAGCAUUCUGCCUGCAGGGCCAGAGGCUGAACAGAAGAAAAACACGGAUGACGUGACGAUGGAUGAAGAGGACCCAGCCGGCCUAACCGCCUCAUGAAGCUGAAAAGCCCAGCAGCCAUUUCCCAGCCGUCCAGAGGAUUGUUCAUUUGGUCUUACCCUCUACCCCAACAGGCCUGAUUUCAUAAGCUAAAAAGAAGUGCUUGUGCCUCUGGGAGAUGAAACAUGGUGAAGACAGACUGAGGCUUUCAGGGCUGAGAGCUAGACAGAGGAAGACAGAGUCAAAGAGGACAAUGACUGUGCAGCCCUCUGGUAAAAAUAUUUCUUCUGUGGCCUUUGCCUCAGUGGCGGGCAGGGCCCCGUACACAGCUGGUGGAACACUUGUGUUGCCUUUGAUGGGCUAUGUCCUAAUGAGUUUCAUCUGCUUCCCUAGGAGCUUCCCAGACAGGGGUGCCAAGCACUGUUGGGGCGAGAGCUGAGUGAGGAGAAUCCGGUGAGGUGGCUAGAAACUCCCAGAGCGGCACAUAGUUGCUCUAGGUCAGGAGCCGCUGAACUUGGCUCACCUUAGAGGAAGCUUUUCCUAGAGAACAUCGAAGAUGAGAGAAGAGCCGCCUGGCCAACCCUUCUGCAGGCUCCUUCCCUCUGCUGGCAGGGCUCUUGUUUACCAGCUCACUGUUCAGUCUGAGAUGUUAGGGCGCCAGCCCCUUCCGGUUGAAAAGCAGCCCAGCAGACUGCGGACGGGGGCGACGGAAGUCCUGCCUCGGCUGCCUUUCCAAUCACCUGCCGUCUCCUGCCCUGAGAUAGGAGCCCUGGGCGCGCUCCGCCUCUUGAGCCUAGGUGAGCUUCACUUGCACAAGGGGCAGCUUGUUUGCAUCUUUGGAAAGGGCACAAAUAGGGAUGGGAUAUGAAGAACCAGAGAUUGAUUAGUAGGAAUUUGAAUUUGUUGGCUAUGGCAAGGCUGCAUCCGUUUUUCAGUUUCAAAUAUUAGGACAAUGACCAUGUGAAGAGCUUGUUGAUACUGAGGCUUUGGAGGGUUCAGUAGCUCCAGACGUGUGGUUGCCUUAGGUCCUAGGAAUAUUGCUAAAAAUUAAUUUCCCACAUUCGCUCUGCUCCCCCUUUGGGGAAAAAAAUGCCCACAGACAUUAACUUUCCAAAUCAGCACUCAUUUUGUUGUGAGAUUACAUAUUUUCGGUGUUGCUAUUAAUUGGAUUACUUCCCACACCCUUGCAAUUCCCAGGUUAUUUCAACCUCCCCACCACCCCUGCCAGUUACAGUGAUGUCAUUCUUAACCUUAUUAUCUGAGGAUCAGCCGAGACCUCGUUACAGGCAAAACUGGAAUUGGCAGGGCAUUUGUUUUUAUAUCUCUCUUCAGUAUUGGGAGUUUUACCAAGAACCGUUGAUUUAUUUGUCAAGGCAUCAUACCUGUGUCACUGUUUCAUUUUAACCUUGAGUGUAUUCAGUGCAUUUUCUUAAUGGAUUAAUCUAAUUAAUGAUUGUUUCCAAGUGACUGCCAACUUUUGGUAUUUGUAUAAAUCUUUGAAGAGUUUGUUUUGCCAUGGAUAGAAAGAAAUAAAAUCUGGCU
Callorhinus ursinus (northern fur seal) is the source of this 2053-nucleotide messenger RNA. RefSeq names its product CGRP receptor component (gene CRCP). Gene Ontology annotation, molecular function: nucleotide binding. NCBI's taxonomy places the organism in Eukaryota, Metazoa, Chordata, Mammalia, Carnivora, Otariidae. Gene Ontology annotation, cellular component: RNA polymerase III complex. The record is from RefSeq and is a predicted model, not a curated record. Gene Ontology annotation, biological process: transcription initiation at RNA polymerase III promoter.